Molecule: messenger RNA, 915 nt
Organism: Myotis daubentonii (Daubenton's bat)
Lineage: Eukaryota; Metazoa; Chordata; Mammalia; Chiroptera; Vespertilionidae
Product: taste receptor type 2 member 46-like
Biological process (GO): detection of chemical stimulus involved in sensory perception of bitter taste; G protein-coupled receptor signaling pathway; sensory perception of taste
Cellular component (GO): membrane
Molecular function (GO): bitter taste receptor activity; G protein-coupled receptor activity
Source: RefSeq, a predicted model, not a curated record
AUGAUACAUUUAUUACGAAGCAUUCUUUCCAUCCUUAUAAUAGCUCAAUUUGUUCUAGGAAGUUUUGCCAAUGGCUUCAUAGCACUGGUGAACUGCAUUGACUGGGUCAAGAAACACAAGAUCUCCUGUGCUGAUCGAAUUCUCACUGCUCUGGCUGUCUCCAGAAUUAGUUUGCUCUGGAUAAUAGUAUUAAAUUGGUAUGCAACUGUGUUGCAUCCAGCGAUCUAUAGUUCAGAAGUAAGAACUAUUGCUUAUAUUGCCUGGGUAGCAAGCAACCAUUUUUGUCUCUGGCUUGCUACUAGCCUCAGCAUACUUUAUUUGCUCAAGAUAGCCAAUUUCUCCAGCCUUUUAUUUCUUCACCUAAAAUGGAGAGCUGAAAGAGUGGUUAUCAUGAUACUGUGGGUGACUUUGAUCUUCUUGGUUUUUCAUCUUGCAGUGGUAGGCACAGAUGAAAAAAUGAAGAUGAACGUAUAUAAAGGAAACAUCACUUGGGAGAGCAAAUUGAGGGACAUCGCACACCUUUCAAAUGGAAUUAUAUUCGUGCUUGUACACCUCACACCCUUCACUAUGUCCCUGACAGCUGUUCUGCUGCUAAUCUUUUCCAUGUGGAAACAUCUGAAGAACAUGCAGCUCAGUGGCAAAGGAUUCCAAGAUCCCAGCACCGAGGUCCACUUAAGAGCCAUGCAAACUGUGAUCUCCUUUCUCUUGACAUUUGUCAUUUACCUCUUCGCUCAAAUCAUCUCAUUUUGGAAUUUUAGUAUACAGAACAAUUCAGUUCCCUUGCUUUGCCAAGUUUUUGGAAUCCUGUAUCCAUCGAGCCACUCAUUUAUCCUGAUUUGGGGGAAUAAGAAGCUGAGACAGGCCUUUCUGUCACUUCUGAGGCAGUUGAGGUGCUGGCUGAAGGAGAGGAAAUAA